Messenger RNA from Cucurbitaria berberidis CBS 394.84, 2279 nucleotides. Its product is annotated as U3 small nucleolar RNA-associated protein 25. Gene Ontology annotation, biological process: maturation of SSU-rRNA from tricistronic rRNA transcript (SSU-rRNA, 5.8S rRNA, LSU-rRNA). Gene Ontology annotation, molecular function: U3 snoRNA binding; rRNA binding. Gene Ontology annotation, cellular component: nucleolus; small-subunit processome. Bases 37 to 2184 code for a protein of 715 amino acids. The record is from RefSeq and is a predicted model, not a curated record. The transcript is spliced from 2 exons. NCBI's taxonomy places the organism in Eukaryota, Fungi, Ascomycota, Dothideomycetes, Pleosporales, Cucurbitariaceae.
CGGGGCGGCUCCCGCGGCAGAGGAAGGGGGGGAGCCAUGAGCAGAGGCAGGGGUGGCGCAAGAGGAGGAAGAGCACGAGGAAGAGGUGGACAGAGAGGCGGAUUCGCUGCUGCAAGAACGAGAGAUGAAGUCGAAGAUUCCAACGUACAUAUACGCGAUUCACCCGAGCCUGAACAAAGUCCGUCAGAAUCUUCCGACGACUCUGCCUCUGACGCAGACGAGGAUGAAGACGAGGAAGCAGAAUCAACCUCAAACGCAUAUGCCGCCCUACUGCGCUCCUUGUCAUCGCGCUCAAAAUCUGUCCAUGCAGGUCCAGACGAACCACGCAACAAGAAGCGGAAGUUGCGCCACGAAACAGCCGAUACUCCAGAUUCUCACGACUUCGACGAGCGAGCAGCCUGGCAGGAGAAUGGUCUAGGUGGCCUUGGGGAAACAAACGAUUCGUUGUCUGGGCAUACUGAGGACGAAGCAGCACUCCAAGACGAUGAUGGUCCAGAGGAGACACAGGACCUGGAUGAUUCCGCUUUUCAAACCCAUUUCGUCAAUCCGGACGAGAAUGAUUUAGCGUCACAGAUAAAACGAAUUGCGGACAACCAAUGGGCGACGAAGAAAUUGGAGGCUGGUGGAGGCAGAGGCAUAUUUCAAACACCGAGCACAGAAGAGACGUCAUUAUUGCGGCGGAAAGUAAAGAGUACACGCGAUGUUGGUCUGAAGGCGCGGCUUGUCGAUAAUGCGCACAAGGAGAUCGGGAGCUUCGAACCCCUUGAGCAGGAAAUCGCAACUUCUAUAUUCGGCUAUCAGGAUUUGUUGUUUGGCGCAAGAACUGUACAGAAUGCCAAUCGCCUCCGCGACAUCACCUGCCUCCACGCGCUCAAUCACAUCCUAAUGACGCGAGAUAAAGUCCUGAAAAACAACGCGAAGCUGGCAGCCGCAACCGAGAACGAUGAUGCCGAGUACCGCGACCAGGGCUUUACGCGACCGAAAAUACUCUUUUUGCUCGAGACGAAACAGGCUUGUGUCCGCGUGCUGGAUUCAAUUACCAAACUGCACAGUUUCGAGCAGCAAGAGAAUAAGAAGCGGUUCCUAGACAGUUUCUCACAGCCCGAAGACAAGUUUUCUGACGACAAGCCAACAGACUUCCGCGAGCUCUUUGAAGGCAACGAUGACAACGAGUUUCGCGUUGGCGUCAAGCUGACCCGGAAAACAUUGAAAUUUUACUCUACCUUCUACAACUCAGAUAUCAUUUUUGCCUCGACGCUAGGUCUGCGACGAGCCAUCGAAUCCGGUGACCCCAAGAAGCGAGACUAUGAUUUCCUAUCAUCUAUCGAAAUGGUCAUCAUGGAGCAAGCAGACGCAACGCUCAUGCAGAACUGGGAACAUGCUGAGUUUGUCUUCGAGCAUUUGAACCUCCAACCGAAGGACGCACACGGUUGCGAUUUCUCCCGCGUCCGAUCGUGGUACCUUGACGGCCACGCCCCGUACAUCCGCCAAACAAUCGUGCUAUCCGCAUACCUCACACCAAAAAUCAACACACUAUACAACAAACACAUGCGCAACGUCGCAGGCCGCCUAAAGUUCACACCCGAUUAUAAUUCUGGGCUCAUUGAAUCACUAUCCUACGGCAUAAAACAGACGUUCCUCCGGUUCGAGUCGCCAUCCCAUCUCACUGACCCAGAUGCGCGCUUCAAGUUCUUUAACUCCUCCAUCCUCCCAUCCAUUAUGCGUCUUCCUCGACCUCUGGAAGGUGGCCUAGGUGUCCUUGUUUUCAUCCCUUCGUAUCUCGACUUCGUACGCGUCCGCAACUCGCUGGUCGACUCAGACCUCUCAUACGCCUCCAUCAGCGAAUAUACAGACCAGACCGACGUUCGUAAAGCGCGGAGUCACUUUAUGAAUGGCAAGCAUUCACUACUACUAUAUACCGGACGUGCGCACCACUUCCACCGCUACAAUAUUCGUGGCGUCAAGAGAGUGGUGUUCUAUGGGGUGCCGGAGAAUCCAAAGUUUUAUGACGAAGUAGUGGGGUUCAUCGGGAAGACGCUUGAGAGGGGCGAGAUUAGUAGGGCGGAAGCGAAUGUGCGUGUCUCCUUCUCCAAGUGGGAGAGGCUGGAGCUCGAGAGGAUUGUUGGCACGAAGAGGGUUGGGAAAAUGAUUGGGGAUAAGGGGGAUGUGUUUGAUUUUGUGUAAGUAUUGUGUUCGAGUAGAUUAACUUCAAUAGCGGCGCUGCUCUUUCCCGGUCCAGCAGCCGCGUUCAAAUACCAGGAUUGCACAGCUGAGUUGCU